CGCGCUCCGGGGCAGCGCCUGCGGGCAGCCAGGCGGCUGGAGCCGAGGAGGGAGGCUAGAUUGGAGGAAAGCCUCCUGCCUGCCGCUCUGCCCUCGGCCUUCCACGCGUGGCCCCCCGGGUCCAGCUGCGGGGGCCAAACAGGGGCUCCCCUUGGUCUGGGCGCGCCCCGGCCGGUCUUCCCAGCCUCGCAAAGGCCAGCGACCGGCGCCCCCUCCUCGGCCGGGCGGGGCGGCGGCGCCGCGAGGGUUAAAGCGGCCGCGUGAUUGACAGCGCGGCUCCUGGUGCCCGGGGGCCAGGCGUGCGCCAUUGGCCACCGGUCGGUGCGCCGAGCAGCCAAUGGGUGGGCACCGUCCACGAGCGGGGCCGCGUGCCUCCCGCUCCCAUUGGCUGAAAGUCACUGUGGGAAAGAAAGUUUGGCAAGUUUCACACGAGCCGUUCGCGUGCAGGGCAGUUUAUAAAUAGCGGCCGCCAGGCAGGGAGCCGGCCGGGGCUGCGCAGGGCUGGGGGCGGCUCCAUAGGCCGGCAGCUCCGACCGCAGGAAAGCGUAGAGGGGGUGCCGUAGUGGGAAGGGCCGGCAGUCGCUGCCGCCGGCGGAGAGGGUCACGCCACCACAUCCACGCCCGCCCGAGUCGCUGCAGGGGACGCUGCGCCGGAUCCCGAGUCGCGCCGGCUCUCCCGCGGCCACGAUGCCCGCCGACCUGAUGGAGAAGAGCUCCUCCUCGCCCGCGGCGGCCACCCCGGCCAGCGCGCACUCCACUCCGGACAAGCCCCGCACCGCCGCCGAGCAGCGGAAGGUAAAAGAGGGGUCCGGGCGGGGGAGCGGGCGGGGGCGCCUCUCCGCGGCUCGGCCCACCGCUGCACUCGCCUUCUCCCCACAGUCCUCCAAGCCGAUCAUGGAGAAACGGCGUCGCGCCCGGAUCAACGAGAGCCUGGGGCAGCUCAAGACGCUCAUCCUGGACGCCCUCAAGAAGGACAGCUCCCGGCACUCCAAGCUGGAGAAGGCUGAUAUCUUGGAAAUGACGGUGAAGCACUUGCGCAGCCUGCAGCGGGCCCAGAUGACCGCCGCGCUCAGCACGGACCCCUCCGUCUUGUGCAAGUACCGAGCAGGUUUCAACGAGUGCAUGACCGAGGUGACUCGCUUCCUCUCCUCCUGCGAGGCCGUGAACACGGAGGUCCGGAACCGGCUGCUUGGACACCUGGCCGGCUGCCUGAGUCAGAUCAGCGCCCUGAACUACCCCGCCCCGCAAUCUGCAGCGCUGCCCCCGGCGCCCGGCGCCCAGCACGGAGCCUCUUUGGGGCAGCCUCUGGUACAGAUGCCCGCCGGCACGGCGCCCCCUUCUGGCAGCGUGGCUUCCUGCAAACUCGGCAGUCUGGUCGGCGAGAGUGCCAAGGUGUGCGGCGGCUUCCAACUAGUGCCAGCUUCCGAUGGGCAGUUCGCCUUCCUCAUCCCCAACGCGGCCUUUGCACCCCACGGCAGCACCAUCAUCCCGCUCUACACCAGUGGGGGUCUGAGCUCAGGCCCUCCCACAGCCAGCAUCUCGUCAGGAUCGGGUGCCCCAUCGCUCCCGGCAGACUCGCUCUGGAGACCCUGGUGAGCCCUGGGGACCAAGCCUUGGCCCUGGACUCAGGGAGCAGGGCCGUCAGUGGCCGCCCGUGGCCACCCACUUGGAUUCUGCUCCAUGGCCACCUUGAAGGCAGCCUCGUCUCUGCCUGUCCAUAGGAUCUACCUUUCAUGUUGGAUUGUGCCUUCCCCGAGACUGGCCCUGUCCUCUCUCUGCGUGGGUGUGGGGGCAACGGGGGUCCGAGUGUACUUUCCCUCCUUGUCUUUCUGCCUUUUUUUAUUUCUAAGCAAUACCAAAGAUUGAUUUGUUCUUAUAGAAAAAGCCUCUCCUUCCUUUUUUGGAAGCUUUGAUAGAAAUAAAGACUUUGACUAUCA
This is a messenger RNA of Pantherophis guttatus, 1937 nucleotides long. It is a transcript of the gene HES1, whose product is annotated as hes family bHLH transcription factor 1. The record is from RefSeq and is a predicted model, not a curated record. NCBI's taxonomy places the organism in Eukaryota, Metazoa, Chordata, Lepidosauria, Squamata, Colubridae. Gene Ontology annotation, biological process: regulation of DNA-templated transcription. Gene Ontology annotation, molecular function: DNA binding; protein dimerization activity.